Molecule: messenger RNA, 735 nt
Organism: Trichoplax adhaerens
Lineage: Eukaryota; Metazoa; Placozoa; Uniplacotomia; Trichoplacea; Trichoplacidae
Exons: 2
Coding region: 1-735 (244 amino acids)
Source: RefSeq, a predicted model, not a curated record
AUGACCUCUGCAAGUGGAUUACAACUUAAUCUAGAUGCCUCCUCGUUGGAGGUGAGUGGAGCAGGAGCAGUAGUUAGUAAUCAAGAACAAAAGCCUAGAAUGGAUAAUAAAGUCAAUGAAAGUAAUGUACAAGUUGGAAAUGCAUCGACAACUGCAACAAGCAAUCAAGGAGGAAAUGACGAUGAACGAAGUAAUAGUAAUGUAGCGAUGGCGAAUGAUGGUAGUAACAAUGGCAGUGCAUCGACUGGCCAAGUCCAAUAUGGUGAGCAUAGCAUCCAAUAUUCUACGAUGCAUUUUCCUAGUCAACAUCCUACAGCAGGCAAUGCAAGUGGACAAGUUCAAGGCAAUCCGUUAUUUAAUGGUGGCCAUCAACAUGCUCGAGUGUUAACGACAGCUGAACAAGACGGCAAUGCCAACGCAGCUCCUGUGGUCUACGCUGCACAACAUCAACCUGGGCAAAAUAUCACCGCUCAGACAGUCAUUCAAAGCCAAUUUUCUUCCACACCUCCUGCAUCAUCAUUAGCUGAAAGUAAUGAAGCAAGAUAUAGCUAUUUCGCUCCACAAACCGACCGAGUUUCACCCAAUGCUGCUGCGGCGGCUGCUGCUGCUGCUGCUGGUUAUUUUGAUGGCGUUAGAACUGGAUCACAAGGUCAGUGGUGUAAUUUUCCGUUACAUGUAAGCAUAGAUUACUACAAGUCAUACCCUCGACAGGGUUUCCCAUUGCCACUGGAAUAG